CGACUUGCCGGUUGCGAUUACGAAGUUCUCUUCGUUUUACGUCCUUGAAAUAUUUUGCUUUUAAUUUUCAAUUUCGCAAAAAAAUCUGGUGAUUUGGUAGAUUUUAUUCAUCGAUCAAUUUAUUCCUCUACUUGGAACUUUCAUGUAAGGAGAAAAGAUUUAAAAAGGAGAAGAAAUUCAGCAUGAAUUCUACAACGAUACUGACUGCAGACAUAAAGAAAAAAAUCUUCGAACUGGCUGAAAAGUAUUCUUCCGGAGUGUUUAGAGUCGUUCGGCGUGGUUUUCGGCUAGAUAGUGACGAUACGGUAUUGAGCAAACUACAAAUGAGAAUAAACCAUCAUUUUUGGUCGAUAUACAAGAACCCUGCCAUUUACCAUGCUAUUUCUACAGGCUCGUCCAUCCUGUUAGAAUUGCUCAUACUAAUUGGUACCAAAAUGAGUACCGAAAGCUGUCGUGGUGAAAAUCCACUAGAUUUGGCCAUUAAGUUGGGCAAUGAUUCGCUGGUGAAAAUUCUCACUGAAAACCAAAAUUCUAUGCGAGUUAGAAAGGGACAUUAUAACGAGCUACAAUUUGCUUUGACCUGUCGUAAUGUGGAAAACGUGAAAAAACUACUAUCUAAAACAUACAGCGGUACCGUAUUCACAGAAGACAUAGAUAUCGUAAAAUUUCUUUUGGACAAGGACGACGAAGUCAUUAUCGAACGAAGCAAAUUUUCAACUUUGCUCUAUUUUGCCGCGCGGAUUGAAAAUGACGAUGCUUUAGAACUUGUACUCUCAAAAUCUUCCACUUCUAAUAUCAAUGCCGUCGGUCCGCAUGAGGGAAGUCUGCUCAAGUUGUUGAUUAAAAACGACAAUGUAAAAAUGAUCAAUCUUUUGCUGGAAAAUGGUGUCGAUCUGAACUCGGAAGUGGGAGUAGAUCAAUUAAAAUAUGCAAUCGAGAAGGAUAUAUAUUUGGGCACCAUAAAAAGUCGUAUAAUGGAGACUUUUGUUGCCGCAUUAGCCAAGAUGAUCGAAAACCAAGAAUACGUGAGUAAGAGGACGAGAGACUGCAUAUUCCAAAACGAAAGGGUACGGCAUUAUUAUGAAAAGUGCGCAAUUGAAAUACGUCGAAUGAAAGAAGAGAAAAUAAGGGGAUACGAUCGAAUAUGUCUUUAUGAUAUUUUAACCAGGAAUCUUGAGAAAUUGGCAAGUUUGGCGAGGAACAAGACGGCGUUUAAAAGGCUAAAUCUAAAAAAGUAUGAGAAAAUGUUUCCCAUUUAUCGUAAUGAAAUAAAAAGGAACAACGAAAGGGCGAUUUGGAGACUUGAAGAGAUUGAAAGGCUCAUAAAAACGUUUCAGUACCGAGUAAAAUUACCGGCUAUGAUUUUUUAUCAAAUUUUCGGCUACUUGAAUGAUAUUGAGCUCAAGAAUUCGGUACACUAUUUCAGUCUUGUUGUGAACUUUUUUGCACAAAAAUAUUGAUUUUGUGCUCAUGUUAUUUAGUUUCUGGUUUUUUAUUUAAAACUUAUGUAAUUACAGUUUUAAAAUGACAAAAAAAACAGUCUUUUAAUGUAAAAUGAGAUUAUACAUUAGGAAUGUUGAAAUUCAUUAUUCACAUUAAACUGAAGUUAUUUACAUUUAUAAUUAUCUAUUUUGUACCUGAAGAAUAUUACGAGACUUGAUAAAAAUAUUGUAAUUUU
Molecule: messenger RNA, 1678 nt
Organism: Belonocnema kinseyi
Lineage: Eukaryota; Metazoa; Arthropoda; Insecta; Hymenoptera; Cynipidae
Exons: 2
Coding region: 183-1460 (425 amino acids)
Molecular function (GO): protein binding
Source: RefSeq, a predicted model, not a curated record